Molecule: messenger RNA, 2124 nt
Organism: Camelina sativa (false flax)
Lineage: Eukaryota; Viridiplantae; Streptophyta; Magnoliopsida; Brassicales; Brassicaceae
Product: two-component response regulator-like APRR5
Biological process (GO): phosphorelay signal transduction system; cytokinin-activated signaling pathway
Molecular function (GO): protein binding
Source: RefSeq, a predicted model, not a curated record
CUUCUCUUUCUCUGUCUCUUUUAUUAUCUCUCCCACCUCAACAAAUAUUUUUGAUUUGUUUUGUAACUGUUUCUUCUCUCUUCUUCUUCUCUUGAGAGAACUUUGCUUCUUCAAUCGACGACGAUUUUUAGGUUUUUUUUUUUAAGUGGAGAUGAGUAGUAGCGUGGAAGUAGUUGAAGUCACGAUGGAGAAAACAGUUGAGGCUGGCGGCGGAGGAAAGUUAUCACGGAGGAAGAUGCGAAAGAAAGACGGCGGAGGCGGAGGAGGAGGCGAUGGUUUGGUGAAGUGGGAGAGGUUUCUUCCUAAAAUCGCGUUGAGAGUUUUGCUCGUCGAAGCUGAUGAUUCGACUAGACAAAUUAUCUCUGCUCUUCUCAGGAAAUGUAGUUACAGAGUUGCUGCUGUACCUGAUGGCUUAAAAGCAUGGGAGAUGUUAAAAGGAAAGCCUGAGAGCGUUGAUUUGAUAUUAACAGAGGUUGAUCUACCUUCAAUAUCUGGAUAUGCUCUUCUUACACUUAUCAUGGAGCAUGAUGUUUGCAAGAACAUCCCUGUUAUAAUGAUGUCGACACAGGACUCGGUGAAUUCUGUGUAUAAGUGUAUGUUGAGAGGUGCGGCGGAUUAUCUUGUUAAGCCGUUGAGGAGGAAUGAGUUGAGAAAUCUCUGGCAACAUGUCUGGAGACGACAAACUCCACUAGCUCCUGAUUGCUUCCCAAUGGAUGAGAGUGUUGGACAACAGAAACCCGAGGGUGCUUCUGCAAACAAUUCAAACGGAAAGAGAGACGAGCAUCUUGUAAUUGGGAAUGGUGGUGAUGCUCAGAGCUCGUGUACAAGACCUGAGAUGGAAGGAGAGAGUGCAGAUGUGGAGGUCAACGCGAGAGACUCAUUACAGAUGGAGUGCGCAAAGUCUCAGUUUAGGGAGACAGUUCUAGCGAAUGAGAUGCAGAACUCGUCGAAAGAAGCCAUUGAUUUCAUGGGAGCAUCGUUUAGAAGAACUGGACAACGUAACAAAGAAGAAACUGUUGCACAAUACGAAUCUCGGAUAGAGCUUGAUCUCUCUCUGAGAAGACCAAACGCUUUUUCCGAGAACCAAUCUUCUGGAGACCGACCCUCUCUUCAUCCUUCUAGUGCCUCAGCUUUCUCACGGUACGUACACAGACCAUUGCAGACACAAUGCUCAGCUUCUCCUAUUGUUCCUGAUCAAAGAAAGAACGUUGCGCCAAGUCAAGAUGAUAAUAUUGUGAUAUUCAACCAAUACAAUUCAUCUGAACCGCUUCCAAAUGCUCCAAGAAGAAACGAUGCCUGCUUCUACACUGGAGAGGACUCACCAGGUCCACCAUAUAGCAAUCAGAUGAAUUCUUGGCCUGGACAAAGCUCUUACCCAACACCAAUGCCCAUCAAUAAUAUACACUUCAGGGGUCCUCCUAACACAGCGUAUGCAUCUGCAGUGGCUCCUACUUCAGUCUCCCCAAGUCCUAGUUCCGUUAGCCCGCAUGAAUACAGUUCCAUGUUUCACCCCUUCAACGGUAAACCCGAGGGUUUGCUAGAGCGGGAUGGUUCCAUGGACUUAGAUGAGAGAAGAUACGUCUCUUCUGCAACCGAACAUAGUGCAAUAGGCAAUCACAUUGAGAAGAAGAACGAAGACGGAUACUCGUCGUCAGUUGGGAAACUUCAGCAAUCUCUUCAACGGGAAGCCGCUUUAACGAAAUUCCGGAUGAAGCGUAAGGAUAGAUGUUUUGAGAAAAAGGUCCGUUAUGAGAGCCGGAAGAAAUUGGCAGAGCAACGUCCCCGAAUCAAAGGGCAAUUCGUUCGUCAAGUCCAAUCCACAGAGGCUCCUCAGUGAUCAAACAAAUUGAUAUACAUUAUUAAUACAGUUCAAUUUUGUAUCAACUAGGGGGAUUUUGUUUUCUCCGAUACAAGUGCUGUUCUUGUACACUAAUUCCACGUAGAUAGUGGGUGUUAGAUUUGGUGACACUCUUGUGUGUACUUGCAGCUUUUGAGUUUCUUGUUGAGUUUAGGUAGGAUCUACCCGUAGAUUGUAAUUACUACAUACGUUUGGAUUGUAGUUGUGUAAACUUGUUUGCAAGAAGAGUUAAAUAAUAUGGACAAAGCUCAGCCUUACCAACUAAA